AUGUCCCUCAAGUUGCCACGGAACUGGGAUUUCAACCUGAAAAUGGAUGCUGCAAAAAUAGCCCGCUCCAAGAGCGUGAUGAGCGGCGAGCCGGCGGGUGCCCGGCCGGCCUCCCCCAACCCGCUGGAGCGGCCUCUGAAGAUCGGCUGGCUGAAAAAGCAGCGCUCCAUCGUCAAGAACUGGCAGCAGCGGUACUUCGUGCUUAAGGGCCAGCAGCUUUACUACUACAAGGACGAGGAUGAUGUCAAACCACAGGGCUGCCUGUCUCUCCAGGGAAGCACCAUCAAGGAGGUGGCCAGCAACCCAGAGGAAGGAGGGAAAUUUAUCUUCGAAAUCAUCCCAGGAGUCUCUGGAGACCAGAACCGGACAGGGCAGGACACCUGCGUGCUCAUGGCUAAUUCCCAGUCUGAGAUGGAGGAAUGGGUUAAAUCCAUCCGACGAGUGCUGGGGUCGGCAUCAGGAGCGGUGUUUGGCCAGCGCUUGGCGGAGACCAUGGCCUAUGAGCAGAAAUUUGGGCAGCACCAGGUGCCCAUCCUGGUGCAGAAGUGUGCCGAGUUCAUCCGGGAGCACGGUGUGAGCGAGGAGGGCAUCUUCCGCCUCCCUGGCCAAGACAACCUGGUGAAACAGCUCAGGGAUGCGUUCGAUGCUGGAGAAAGGCCAUCAUUUGACAGGGAUACGGAUGUGCACACUGUGGCCUCUCUGUUCAAACUCUACCUGCGGGAGCUCCCCGAGCCAGUGGUACCCUGGAUGCAGUACGAGGAUUUUCUGCUGUGCGGUCAGGCGCUGGAUGCGGAUGAGAGAAAGGGCCAUCAGGAACUCCUGAAGCAACUGUCCCUCCUUCCCAGAGACAACUACAACCUCCUCAGCUAUAUCUGCAGGUUUCUACACGAAAUACAAUUGAACUCUAGCAUCAACAAGAUGAGUGUGGAUAACCUGGCAACAGUGAUUGGAGUGAACCUCAUCAGACCCAAGAUAGAGGAUCCUGCAAUUAUUAUGAGAGGCACACCACAAAUCCAGAAAGUGAUGACUGUGCUGAUAAGUGACCACGCAGACCUCUUUCCCCCAUCCAAGGAUGUGCCGCCUUCCCCACCUGCCCACAAAAAUGACAAGAAAGCCCCCAUCCCGCGCAGCUCCGUGGGCUGGGACACUGCAGAAGACCCUGCCGUGCCCAGGGCGGAGAGCGUGAUCCAAAGGCCAAUGAGAGAUGACCUGAAUUCCAGCAGUGCCCCCGGACCAGCUGCGAGCUCAAGUGCAGCCAGAGAAGAUAAUGGGUCCAAAGAUACACUGGGAAUGUGGAAAAUGCAAUCAAGGAAAAGAACUCAGACUUUACCUAACAGGAAGUCUUUCCUGACAGCUGCUUCUCUGGGGGAGAAAGGCAGCAAUGACAAAAAUGACAUAUUUGCCAGUGAUUUUUGGAGAAGCUCCCCCGGGAGCAGCAUGCGCUCCGCGGCCCCCGAGGGACAUAAGAGAACGUUGUCUCAUGAUCUCUUUAAGCUGCUCGACCUUCACCGGGCUUCGACCUACGAUAAUGUUCCUACCUCCCAGGCGGAAAGUGGGGAAGGCAGCGGCUCCAGCCCCAGCCCUUCCAGCAGCGGCUCUGAUAAGGAAUUUCUACCCUGCCACAGCCCCAGCCAUCAGCCAAAGGAAACGGCCAGCCCCAUCAGCAGCCCUGCCGAGGUCUCCACGCCUGAUCAGGAGAGCAGGGAGUUCUUGCAAAACGUGAUCUUGAAGCUGGAAAAAGCAAUGGAGGCACAGAAAAAUGACUACGAGGAACAAAUUAAAAGUCUCGAGAAGGAAAACUAUGAGGUCUGGGCCAAAGUGGUGAGGCUAAAUCAGGACAUUGAGAAGGAGAAGAAGAAGUCUGAGGAACUGGAGGUGAAGCUGAUGAACAUGGAGCGCUUACGGGAGGACAUGGAGAAGAAAAACAAGAUGCUUGAGGAGGAAAUAAAAAACUUAGCUAAAUCCACGAGCAAAACUGAUGCCAAAACCAACUAG
Messenger RNA from Charadrius vociferus (killdeer), 1995 nucleotides. RefSeq names its product Rho GTPase activating protein 25 (gene ARHGAP25). Gene Ontology annotation, cellular component: phagocytic cup. Gene Ontology annotation, molecular function: GTPase activator activity. The coding region runs from base 1 to 1995 and encodes 664 amino acids. NCBI's taxonomy places the organism in Eukaryota, Metazoa, Chordata, Aves, Charadriiformes, Charadriidae. Gene Ontology annotation, biological process: activation of GTPase activity; actin filament organization; negative regulation of small GTPase mediated signal transduction. The record is from RefSeq and is a predicted model, not a curated record. The transcript has 11 exons.